This is a messenger RNA of Lepus europaeus (European hare), 1160 nucleotides long. It is a transcript of the gene APOE, whose product is annotated as apolipoprotein E. Gene Ontology annotation, cellular component: extracellular region; intermediate-density lipoprotein particle. Gene Ontology annotation, molecular function: very-low-density lipoprotein particle receptor binding; amyloid-beta binding; lipid binding. The coding region runs from base 133 to 1071 and encodes 312 amino acids. Gene Ontology annotation, biological process: lipid transport; positive regulation of nitric-oxide synthase activity; lipoprotein catabolic process. The record is from RefSeq and is a predicted model, not a curated record. The transcript has 4 exons. NCBI's taxonomy places the organism in Eukaryota, Metazoa, Chordata, Mammalia, Lagomorpha, Leporidae.
GGCCCGGGGGAGGGGCGGGGCAGGGGGAGCCUUAUAAUUGGACCGGUCAGGGAUCCCUGCCGCCCUGCUCUGCCCCAGCCGAGGUGCAGGCGAGGUUCCGCAGGAGGCGACUGACCAACCGCAGGCGGGAAGAUGAAGGUGUGGUGGGCUGUGUUGGUGGCGGCGAUCCUGGCAGGAUGCCGGGCCGAGCCGGACCCGGAGGUGGAGGUGACGGAGCAGGCCAGGUGGAAGGCCGGCCAGCCCUGGGAGCUGGCCCUGGGCCGCUUCUGGGAUUACCUGCGCUGGGUACAGUCGCUGUCUGACCAGGUGCAAGAGGAGCUGCUCAGCUCGCAGGUCACCCAGGAACUGACGAUGCUGAUGGAAGAAACCAUGAAGGAGGUGAAGGCCUACAAGUCGGAGCUGGAGGAGCAGCUGAGCCCCAUGGCGGAGGAGACGCGGGCGCGCGUGUCCAAGGAGCUGCAGGCUGCGCAGGCGCGCCUGGAGGCCGACAUGGAGGACGCCUGCAACCGCCUGGCGCAGUACCGCGGCGAGGCGCAGGCCAUGCUGGGCCAGAGCACCGAGGAGCUGCGCGCACGCUUCUCCUCGCACAUGCGCAAGCUGCGCAAGCGGCUGCUGCGCGACGCCGAGGACCUGCAGAAGCGCAUGGCCGUGUACGGCGCCGGGGCCCGCGAAGGCGCCGAGCGCGGCGUGAGCGCCAUCCGCGAGCGCCUCGGGCCGCUGGUGGAGCAGGGCCGCCUGCGGGCCGCCACCGUGAGCACCCUGGCCGGCCAGCCGCUGCGGGAGCGCGCGCAGGCCUGGGGCGAGCGGCUGCGCGGGCACCUGGAGGAGGUGGGCAGCCGCGCGCGCGACCGCCUGGACGAGGUGCGCGAGCAGGUGGAGGAGGUGCGGGUGAAGGUGGAGGAGCAGGCCGCGCAGAUGCGCCUGCAGGCCGAGGCCUUCCAGGCACGCCUCAAGAGCUGGUUCGAGCCGCUGGUGGAAGACAUGCAGCGCCAGUGGGCCGGGCUGGUGGAGAAGGUGCAGGCCGCCGUGACCAGCAAGGCGCCCGCGGCGGCGCCCAGCGACAACCAGUGAGCGCCUCGCGGGCCGCCCCGCCCCGCGCGCCCCGCCUUCCCGCCCUGGUGGACGCCCCCCCCUUAAUAAAAUUCACCACCUCCACAGCA